UUAGUGCUGCAGACAUUCUCAUGUCAGCACACAGACGACGCCACUGACUGCAGUAGUUAGGAUGAUCAAACUUUGGUGCAUAGUGCACGCUCACCUGGACUCUAGAAUGCACCUGCGCAUCAUAGAGGAUGUGUGUUCCUUGUGAUUUCGACUCGGCUUGACUUUUGUUUUUGUAAACAUGGAAGAUGCCGAGCUUGUUAUCCGGUUGCCCGGGCGAUCCGCCUCCCCUGUGGACGGCAGACGCUUCGGCGCGAGCGUGGGGUUCGGAGAGACGUUGGUAUUGCGGCACAAGGAGGUUCACAACUUCUUUUUCGUCCCCUUCAGGGAGCAGCCCAUCUACAGCACGCGGGCCCACGUCUUCCAGAUUGACCCCAACACCAAGAAGAACUGGCUGCCCACCAGCAAGCACGCCGUCACCGUGUCCUAUUUCUACGACAGCACGCGCAACGUCUACCGAAUCAUCAGCCUGGAUGGUACAAAGGCGAUAAUUAACAGCACCAUCAGUCCCAACAUGACAUUCACAAAGACUUCGCAGAAGUUUGGCCAGUGGGCGGACAGUCGAGCCAACACCGUCUAUGGCCUGGGAUUCUCCACUGAGCAUCACCUGUCCAAGUUUGCAGAGAAGUUUGCAGAGUAUAAAGAAGCGGCACGCCUCGCUAAAGAGAAAAGUCAAGAAAAGAUGGAAAUGGCCACCUCGCCCUCGCAGGAGUCUCCAGCUGGGGAGCUGUCCUCACCUCUGACCCCUGUGACUCCGCCCAUGGAAAACAUCAACGGCACCGACGACAUCUGCGACACCACACCCAACUCGGAAUCCAGACCAGAACCGUCGCAGAACGCGCUGGCCUUCGCUCAUAGGGAGCCGUUUAAGACUUGUCGGGUCUGCUCUUUCUGAUAGUGCUGUCAUUACAAGCCCGACUACUGCAACUGUACACACAAUAUUGUUAUGAGCCUCACUGCUAACAAACAUGCACGCUAGCAGUACUCCGACACUGUCACCUGUGGGUGCAUUGCAAGUAGGGAUGGUCCGAUCAGGGAUUUAUGCUGCCAAUUCCGGUCAUCCAUGAGUGAGAUCAGCCGGUACUAAUAGAGAUCACAUGUAUUAACUGUACAUUGUUCAAUAUUGUAAGUGGUUCGACAGUUUAACAAUAUCAUUACAAUAUUUUAAUGAGUUCCUUGUAUAUUACAUGCAAUUGUUUGAGUAAAACAAAGUCAACAGAACUGGGGUCUUCAACGCUUUCCAGGCCAAAGACCACUAAAUGAUGGAGAGGUGGAGCGAGGAGACAGUAUAUAUACAGUAGGAAUAGGAUUCCUAUGGCCCCAUUUAUCGCUGUUUACCUGACACGUGAAACGUUACGAAUUGAGGGCGUGCACUAUCCACUUUAGCCGCCAGAUGGCAGUAGAGUGUUGAAUAUCUUCAAAUGUGUUUUGUGGCAAUUCCAGCUUUGACCACAGCGUCCACAAGUGUAAAAAAAAAAAAAAUCGCAAUUCUUAUUUGUUAUGACUUUUAAAUCGAUUAAAAAAAAUUGUUUUACUGAUUUUUUGGGGGAUUUUUUUGUGAUCUGCCCUGUUCAGCAAUUAAGACAAAUUAUAUUCUUGAAGUAGAUGAUCAUGUCUGCUGUACACAUUUACUUUAGAAAAGAGAAGGUUGAAUACUUCUCGUUGCCUUUUUUGUUAUUGAUUUUAUUAAAUGUUUAGGAAGAAUUUUAUUAAACAAAAACAGUUUUCUUUAAGUAAUAUAGAAAUUUAUCAGAGCUGUUUGUCUAUUCUAUGGAUUUCGACUUGUUGAAUUGAAUUGCUACCCCCAAAAAUGUUAUCAAAUUGUGUGGUGCCCAAAGAUUCACAGCCUUAAUGUAGAGUGGCGCUUUCUAUAAUUUUUAGCAAAUUGCAAUGCAAAAAGAUUACCCUUCCCCUUCCUCUCACACGAAAUCCACCCAGGAAUUGAGUCAUAUGAAUCCCUUUUCCACUGUAUAUCCUGUAUAAAAUCCGGUUUUAAAUUAAACUAGUUUUAGAGGGACAUUGGUAUUGUGCAAUCCUAAGAUAUUAAAAUAAUACGGUAUACCACAGGUGUCAAACCUGGAAAUAAUAUGCAUCCAUAAAGUACUUCAUCUUUUCUUACUAAAUGCAUUUCCAUUUUGACGGGAAAAAAAACAUGUAUUGCAUGCAAUUGCAUAUAUUUUAAACUAAUAUUAUCUAAUAAUGCAACACAUAUGUAAUCAUACAUCCCCAAAAAUAAGUUGUUUAAAGAGCCCACACCCAAAAAGAAAACAUUUCACGCUCUACCCCUCCCAACUCCUCUCUGUCGCCACUAUAAUUAGUACCAUUUGUCUAUUAAAUUGUUAUAAGUACACCUCUACAUACCCUUGUAUUUUUUUAACAUUAAAGUAAAAAAAAAACAAAACUAUAGAUUGACGACAACAAAUAACUUAAUUAUCAUUGUUUUUAGUCUGUAACAGAAAAAAAUAUAUGUAUACCGUAUUUCCUUGAAUUGCCGCAGGGCACAUAGUAUGCGCCUACCUUGAAUUACUGCCGGGUCAAACUCGCUUCCCAAAAUAAUUAGCGCAUGCUUAGUAUUACCGCCUGGUCAAACUCAUGACGUCACGAGGGACAUUUCCCCUGUCAUAAUUUUAGAAAUGGAGGAGGCUGAUUUCAAUCCAAUCCAAUCCAAUCCACUUUAUUUAUAUAGCACAUUUAAACAACAAUAACGUUUCCAAAGUGCUGCACAGCCAUGUUAAAAACAAUUGUAAAAAAAUAAAUAAAUAAAAUAAAAUAAAAAAAGUAUAUAUAUAUAUAUAUAUAUAUAUAUAUAUUAUGCUCCACCAAUGACUGAAUAAAAACAAAAAAUUAAUAAAUAUAAAACCAAUAAAAACAAUAUAAAAACAAAUAUGAUUAAAAACUAUUUUAAAGGGUAAAAUCAAUUAAAACAGUAAAAUAGAAAUCAAAGUGUAUAAAAAACACAGAGGACAACAGAGAACAGAGGACCACACAACUCACGUAGUGUUAAAAGCCAAAGAAUAAAAGUGGGUCUUAAGACGAGACUUAAAACACUCCACUGUGGAAGCAGUUUGAACAUGAAGCAGCAGAGUGUUCCAGAGCUUAGGGCCGACCACAGAGAAGGCCCUGUCUCCCCUGGUCUUAAGUCUGGUCUUGGGCACCACGAGCUGGAACUGGCUCUCGGACCUCAGAGCGCGCGCAGGAAUGUAAAUUUGGAUAAGGUACGAGAUAUAUUGAGGUGCCAGUCCAUGUAAAGAUUUAAAAACAAACAGCAAUGUUUUAAAAUCAAUUCUAAAAUGAAUCAAUACCGGUAAUUUGAAAUCGCAUAAAGGGAAAAAGAUUGAGAGCUAUUCAGUAGGAUUUAAGGUCCAAGCUUACAUCACACUCAAAUUUUUACUGCAUACCUUUGGUAAGUGCCGGAGUGAGAAGAGGUUUUAAAAUAAUUAGCGCAUGCUUACUUUUACUGCAUGCCUUUGGUAAGCGCAGGAGUGAGAGGAGGUUUUAAAUUAAUUAGUGCCCCGGCGGCAAUUCAAGGAAAUACGGUAUAUUUUAUAAUUAUCCUUAUAAGAACUAUAAAUAUUCGAAAACGAAAGAUUAAAUUGAAUAAACUCAAAAAUAAUCUUAAAAUGAUCAGCAACAUUAACUCAGGAGCACAAUACAUACAAUACUUGAACGUACAAAACAAAAAAUAAAUAAAAUCAUUUGUUAAGAUUUUUUUUUUCCAAAAUAAGCGAGUCAGGAUUAAAGGCUACAAUGAGCACAUUUUGUAGUGCCCAGUUUUUUUAGGUUUAAAGCAUGAUACUGAUUAAGCCCCCGCUGCAGUACCUCUGCAGACCCCUAGGGGUCACGGACCCCACCUACUACUACCUCCGCUAGAGAACACAAUAAAUAAACUAAAUAAAAAACUAACUUAAUUUCAUUCAAUCAAAAUCAGAAUUACUCUUAUAGGUUCUGUAAAGUCCUCCUGUGCCAAAGGAAAUAUUCCCUAAAUUUGUAAAAAUUAACAAAAACAAAACAAAAAAGGGAUUUUGAGAACAUAAAAAUGUCGACAUAGUAUUGAUCACAACCUGAUACUACACUUGGUGUCGACACCACUCGUUUAUGGAUCGAUCUGCCCUCUUACGCUUUGUGUACUUCUGACUGUGACAAUGCUGACACACUAAAAGAUGCUGAUAUAUUAUCCUCUCUCGACACCUUAUUUACUUGUUCAUUUCAUGUUACUAGCUGCUGACUUACAUCUACACUUCUUAAACUUUACUAAGCACUUAUUUAUUGGUGCUGAUUCUAGCGUCUAACUUUGCUAUUAGCAUGCCUGCUUGUGCUUGCUCUCGGUGUGUAACAUGUUCCGCCUCGUCCUCCAGUGAUAAUACUUGACAAUGAUACUUAAGACAGUGGUUCUCAAACUUUUUUUUACCAAGUACAACACUUGGCUGUCCAAAUACCACCAUAAUGACUAACAAUAACAUACAAUAGCAUAGGAGGCCUAAGUAUUCAUUAAAAACAAGGCAGAGAUUGUAUUAAGUAUAUUUAAUAUUUUUGGCCACUGUAACAUUACACACACUUUGAACAUUAACACUGUGUUUGAAUAUAGGAAAAUAAAACUCUCCACUGAAGUGAUUUUUGGCGUACCACUAGAUGAAGCCCGCAUACCACAGUUUGAGAAUCACUGACUUAAAAUAUUGAGAAAUGUUGUUUAUGUGAUGUAAUGGAGGUGAUUACAAACUGUUUAUGGAGACACAAUUAACUGCUAGCUUGUCAGCAAGGGGAUUCAAAAUGAUUUUUUUCAUACGUUUUCAUACAAAUCAGCCGAUACCUGUCGAUGGCAAUAUAUUGGCACAUCCAUAAAUGCAAGUUUUCUUUGACACAAUACUUGGACCAGUCCAAAGCGGAUCUCAUUGAUGAAAAUCUGUCCAAUUUGAGCAUGAUUUUUUAAUAUGUUUUUUUGUAUGUGCAAUAAUUUCACAAGCAACUGAAAAAAGUCUAAUGAUGUGUAUUUUUGUGCAUGCGAAUGUAAUAUUGUUCCUUUAGCAGUGGAUUAUGUCCCUUGUGUUAGUGCAACAAUCCAGACUGUUCUUAGGCUUUUUCAACAAGGUGAAUUUGUGAGGCUCAUGUCCAUGAAGGUGUUUUUUUAGCCCUUAUACAACAAUGUGAGGUGUGAGUGAUGGGAAAAUAGAGAACAAACACAAAAUAUUUUACAAUAAAUUCAAGCUUCCAAAACUGUCACAUCUAUUUAUUUGUAAUCUCACUCAUUUCACAAUCCCUCAGUUGUUUGAAUGAAAGAAAAAAGCGCUCCAUCCUUUAAUGCAUCUAUUAAUUUCACAUGAAAAGGCUGCGCUGGAGGUUUAGUAGUGUUUUUUCUAAAUGGCUUUAAAAUCUUUAAGUGCGAAUGCUUCGAAAUUCCCGGCGUUUAGUCAUGAAUUCUUUAUGGCACCAGAGAAGCUGUGUGCAAUGAGGGCUGCUUGUCGCAAAGUGUGUGUGUGUGUGUGUGUGUGUGUGUGUGUGUGUGUGUGUAUGUAUGUGUGUGUGUGUGUGUGUGUGUGUGUGUGUGUGUGUGUGUGUGUGUGUGUGUGUGUGUGUCCAUUAAUGCUCUAUGCGUGGGAGACACUCGCCAUGGCAAGCGUGGACCUAACAAGUCUUUUUUUCUCUCUCUUUUGGUGCGAUAUGCAAAAAGGAAAGCUGUCUUUUUACAUUAUUUGAUGUUGCCAGGAGUGAUUUCAUAUGACCAAUAAUGAGUUGGGCCCCAACCACUUUGGUCGGCUGCGUUCUCACUUUCACUUGCUUUGAAAAGAUGUUACAAAUGGCAAACAUAAUUUGCGACUAAUCAUUAAACGUUAUAACACAGGGUUUCCCAUACAUUCAUUUUUUUUGUGAAGGCCUGCAGUAAAUACAUUUGGACCACCACAAAUACAUUUGGCACUCAUAAAUAGAAGUGGGACGGUAUCGUAUCGGCAUACUUGCCAAGCCUCCCGAUUUUCCCGGGAGACUCACGGAUUUCAGUGCCCCUCCCGAAAACCAUUCUCCCAAAUUUUCUCCCGAUAUUGGAGGCGUGCCUAAUAGGCACUGUCUUUAACGUCCUCUACAACCUGUCUUCACAUCCGCUUUUCCUCCAUACAAACAGCGUGCCGGCCCACUCACAUUAUGUAUGAGGCCUUUACACACCCACAAUGAAUGUAACGCAUACUUGAUCAACAGCCAUAGAGGUCACACUGAGGGUGACAGUAUCAAAAACUUUAACACUGUUACAAAUAUGCGCCACACUGUGAACCCACACCAAACAAGAAUGACAAAACAUUUCAGGAGAACAUCCGCACCGUAACACAACAGAACCAAUACCCAGAACCCCUUGUGGGCACUAACUCUUCCGGGACACUACAAUAUAUACCCCAGCUUCCACCAAGACCCUACGCCCCAACUCCGCCCCCCUCAGCCUAAUCCAGCUCGAUCGACUGGGCUACUCCAAGGAACUUCAAACUUCCACUGUCUCUUAC
Messenger RNA from Nerophis ophidion (straightnose pipefish), 6479 nucleotides. It is a transcript of the gene homer1b, whose product is annotated as homer scaffold protein 1b. The record is from RefSeq and is a predicted model, not a curated record. The transcript is spliced from 5 exons. Gene Ontology annotation, biological process: regulation of store-operated calcium entry; G protein-coupled glutamate receptor signaling pathway. NCBI's taxonomy places the organism in Eukaryota, Metazoa, Chordata, Actinopteri, Syngnathiformes, Syngnathidae. Gene Ontology annotation, cellular component: postsynaptic density; cytoplasm; plasma membrane. The coding region runs from base 179 to 892 and encodes 237 amino acids. Gene Ontology annotation, molecular function: G protein-coupled glutamate receptor binding.